Dipodomys ordii (Ord's kangaroo rat) is the source of this 909-nucleotide messenger RNA. RefSeq names its product high mobility group nucleosomal binding domain 3 (gene Hmgn3). The record is from RefSeq and is a predicted model, not a curated record. Bases 157 to 459 code for a protein of 100 amino acids. Gene Ontology annotation, cellular component: nucleus; chromatin. The transcript is spliced from 6 exons. Gene Ontology annotation, biological process: chromatin organization. Gene Ontology annotation, molecular function: nucleosomal DNA binding. Lineage: Eukaryota; Metazoa; Chordata; Mammalia; Rodentia; Heteromyidae.
GGGAGUCGCUGGGGUGCAGGUCGGGAGGCCGGGCUGCGCGGUGCCACGUGCGGGAGGGACCGGCGGACUGCACAUCCAGGCGGCACCCGGCGGGGCGGCGGUGCCCGCGGACCCAGCCAGCGGCUUGUACUUUUCUCCCCCGACCACACAGUCAUUAUGCCGAAGAGAAAGUCUCCAGAGAAUGCAGAGGGCAAAGAUGGACCCAAAGUAACCAAACGGGAGCCCACAAGACGGUCUGCCAGGCUAUCUGCAAAACCUGCUCCGCCACCCAAACCUGAGCCUAAACCAAGGAAAACAUCUGCUAAGAAAGAACCCGGAGCAAAGAUUAGCAGAGGAGCCAAAGGGAAGAAGGAGGAGAAGCAGGAAGUUGGAAAGGAAGCCACUGCACCAUCUGAAAAUGGUGAAACCAAAGCUAAAGAGGCACAGAAAACUGAAUCUAUAGAUAAUGAAGGAGAAUAAAUUGCCAUGGAAAAUUGGGGGUGAUUUUAUUUACCUCUUGGGACAACUUUUAAAAGCUAUUUUUACCAAGUAUUUUGUAAAUGCUAAUUUUUUUAGGACUCUACUAGUUGGCAUAUAGUAUAUAUAAAGAUGGAUAUUCGACCCUCUUGUAAUCAUGCUUUUUUGGAAAUUUUCAUCAUUCUCAAGUAAAAUAAAUACCUAUCUAAUAAUUGGAAAUGUAUGUUUAAAGUUGAUCCAUCAUUCCAUGCCCUCACUUUAAAAAACUUCGUCUUGUGCAACCUGUGGCGUUUUUACUGUGCAUAUUUGAAUUUUUCAUGCAGUUUUUCUAGAGCAAUAAUCAGUGGUGCUUUUGUACCUAGGUUUUAUGUGAUUUUAAUGAGACAUGGAUAGUUGUAGCUACCUGCUGAUUAUUUGUGGUUUAAAAUAAAAGAUUUUCUUGUCUGCAAAAUA